AUGCCGCGCAGCUCCACCUCAUCCCCCACCGCCACGUCUCACCACACACCGUCCGCCGUAAACUCCAGAUCUACGCCGACGACGACGAAUUGGCCGAGUCCGUUUCGCGUGCGGCAGUCCGAUCCAACAUCGACUAUGCAUCUUUCUCGAGCUUUUGGUGAAUGCCGCGAUCACGGCUGCGCACCGGAGUCGACGAGGAACUCGACGCCAUUAAAGAUUCGGAUGAAUGGCUCAGCGCUCAACGCCGAUGCUGGGUCCUUCGACACUCUCCUCGCCGACAAGAUGAACCCCAACUUCCCUUCCAAGUCCCAGCCGGCCGACGCCAUGAACCUCGACGUGACUAAAAAGAUCCGAAAGAGCAGGCGGCGCGCUUGCAAGAUCUUGCGAGGAAAGUGCAGAAGUUUCUGGGCGGGAAGGGCGAACGCCGAGGGUGUGCGCUUCAACGAUGAGGAAUCCGACGACGAAGACGCUGAAGGAGAUGCGCUGAGCAACUUCAGCGACGAGGGCUUCUCCUCAGAUUCAGACUCCGACUCGGACGCGGACGCACAAGUCAAGACCGCAGCCUCGCGCGCCGCACGUCGAGCGGCCAUGGACACCCUCGUCCCCGCGCUCCCACUCUCCGAAUACGGCCAAAUGCUCGCGUCCUACCACUCGAACUCGCAACGCGUGACACGCGCAAAAGUACACACCGACACCCUCGGCGGCGGCGUUCCCUCCACCUCCAACUAA
This is a messenger RNA of Peniophora sp. CBMAI 1063, 729 nucleotides long. The record is from the annotation of a GenBank genome assembly. NCBI's taxonomy places the organism in Eukaryota, Fungi, Basidiomycota, Agaricomycetes, Russulales, Peniophoraceae.